This is a messenger RNA of Acanthosepion pharaonis, 2868 nucleotides long. The record is from the annotation of a GenBank genome assembly. Lineage: Eukaryota; Metazoa; Mollusca; Cephalopoda; Sepiida; Sepiidae.
AUGCCCCAAAAUGUCGACUCCAAAGACGCGCUAACACGCAAUUAUUUCGCAAAAGAAAAUUUAAUUUUAACGAAAAAUGGUUUUGCUUCAUUCAUUUUAUUUUCGUUCUUUCAACUUUUAUUCUUUUUUCUUUCCUUCUUUUUUCUUUAUGUCUUUCUUUCGUUUUCCCAAUUUUUCAAUUUCUCUUUUUCUUACAUUAUUAACUUCAUUUUUUCUGUUCUUGCCGUCAGCCUUAUACCUUUUUAUUACUCUCUUUCUUUAUUCUUUCUUUCUUUUUUCUUUCUUUCUUUCUUUCUUUCUUUCUUUCUUUGCCACGUUAUGAUUUCAUUCUAUCUUAUAUUGUCAACGUGUUAUAUUCUUUUUUUCUUCCUUUUUUCUUUCUUUCUCACAUUAUGCUUUCUUUCUAUAUUACAUUGUUAUCGUAUUAUAUUUCUUUUGUUCGUUCUUUCUUUCUUUCUUUUUUUCUUCUUUCAUUCAUUCUUUCUUUCUUUCUUACAUUGUUAUCGUGUUAUAUUUUCGUUCUUUCUUUUUUCUCACAUGAUGCUUUCUUUCUAUAUUACAUUGUUAUCGUGUUAUAUUUCUUUCUUUCUUUCUUUCUUUCUUUCUUUCUUUCUUUCUUUCUUUCUUUCUUUCUCACAUUAUGCUCCCUUUCUCCCUUACAUUGUUAUCUUGUUAUAUUUUCUUUAUUUCUUUCUUUCUUUCUUUCUUUCUUUCUUUCUUUCUUUCUUUCUUUCUAUAUUAAAUUGUUAUCGUGUUAUAUUUUCUUUCUUUCUUUCUUUCUUUCUUUCUUACAUUAUGCUUUCUUUCUAUAUUAAAUUGUUAUCGUGUUAUAUUUUCUUUCUUUCUUUCUUUAUUUAUUUAUUUAUUUCUUUCUUUCUCACAUUAUGCUUUCUUUCUACCUUACAUUGUUAUCUUGUUAUAUUUUUUUCUUUCUUUUUUAUAUUUCUUUCUUUCUUUCUACCUUACAUUGUUAUCGUGUUAUAUUUUUUUCUUUCUUUUUUAUAUUUCUUUCUUUCUUUUUUUAUAUUCCUUUCUUUCUUUCUUUCUUUCUUUCUUUUUCACAUUAUGCUUUCUUUCUAUAUUAAAUUGUUAUCGUGUUAUAUUUUUCUUCCUUUCUUUCUUUCUUUCUUUCUUUCUUUCUUUCUUUCUUUCUUUCUUUCUUUCUCACAUUAUGCUUCCUUUCUCCCUUACAUUGUUAUCUUGUUAUAUUUUCUUUCUUUCUUUCUUUCUUUCUUUCUUUCUUUCUUUCUUUCUAACAUUAUGCUUUCUUUCUAUAUUAAAUUGUUAUCGUGUUAUAUUUCUUUUUUUUUUUCUUUCUUUCUUUCUUUCUUUCUUUUCUUUCUUUCUUUCUUUUUCAUUUCUUUCUUUUCACAUUUACUUUCUUUAUCUUUACAUUGUUAUCGUGUUAUAUUUUCUUUCUUUCUUUUUUAUAUUUCUUUCUUUCUUUCUUUUUUUAUAUUUCUUUCUUUCUUUCUUUCUUUCUUUCUUUCUUUCUUUCUUUCUUUCUUUCUCACAUUAUGCUUUCUUUCUCUCUUACAUUGUUAUCUUGUUAUAUUUUUUUCUUUCUUUUUUAUAUUUCUUUCUUUCUUUCUUUCUUUUUUUAUAUUUCUUUCUUUCUUUCUUUCUUUCUUUCUUUCUUUCUUUCUCACAUUAUGCUUUCUUUCUACCUUACAUGGUUAUCGUGUUAUAUUUUCUUUCUUUCUUUUUUAUAUUUCUUUCUUUCUUUCUUUUUUCUUUUUUAUAUUUCUUUUUCUUUCUUUUCUUUCUUUCUUUCUUUUCUUUAAAUUGUUUUUUUUCUUUUUUUUUCACAUUAUUCUUUCUUUCUUUCAUUACUUUUACAUUAUGCCAGUAUAUCUAUUCAAUCAUUAUCGCAUAGAUCUAUCUAUCUAUCUAUCUAUCUAUCUAUCUAUCUAUCUAUCUAUCUAUCUAUCUAUCUAUCUCAGUCUGUUCAUAUAUCUAUCUAUCUAUCUAUCUAUCUAUCUAUCUAUCUAUCUAUCUAUCUCAGUCUGUUCAUAUCUAUCUAUCUAUCUAUCUGUCUAUCUAUCUAUCUAUCUAUCUAACUUUAGAUAUUUACAUGCAUUCCCAUUCACGUAUGACUAUCUAUUUGCUAAGAAAUUAUUCUGCAUCUAUUUCAAUCUAUCUAUCUAUCUAUCUAUCUAUCUAUCUAUCUAUCUAUCUAUCUAUCUAUCUCAGUCUGUUCAUAUCGAUCUAUCUAUGUUUGUAUGUUCAUAUCUAUCUAUCUAUCUAUCUAUCUAUCUAUCUAUCUAUCUAUCUCAGUCUGUUAAUAUCUAUCUAUCUAUGUUUGUAUGUUCAUAUCUAUCUAUCUAUAUCUAUCUUCAUAUGUCUGUUUAUUUCUCUUCUCUUCAUAUCUAUCUAUCUAUCUAUCUAUCUAUCUAUAUCUAUCUAUCUAUCUAUCUCAGUCUGUUAAUAUCUAUCUAUCUAUCUCAGUCUGUUCAUAUCUAUCAAUCUAUGUUUGUAUGUUCAUAUCUAUCUAUCUAUCUAUCUAUCUAUCUAUCUAUCUAUCUAUCUAUCUAUCUAUCUCAGUCUGUUCAUAUCUAUCUAUCUAUGUUUGUAUGUUCAUAUCUAUCUCUCUAUCUAUAUCUAUCUUCAUAUGUCUAUGUUUAUUUCUCUGUCUAUUCAUAUCUAUUUCUUUAUCUGAUCUCUCUCUGCUCUAAUCAUCUAUCUAUCUAUCUAUCUAUCUAUCUAUCUAUCUAUCUCAGACAGUUCAUAUCUAUCUAUCUAUCUAUCUAUCUAUCUAUCUAUCUCAGUCUCUGCAUAUUUAUUUAUCUCAGUCUCUUCAUAUCUAUCUAUCUAUCUAUCUAUCUAUCUAUCUAUCUAUCUAAGUCUGUUCAUGUCUCUCUAUGUUAG